Bipolaris zeicola 26-R-13 is the source of this 2106-nucleotide messenger RNA. RefSeq lists its product as uncharacterized. The coding region runs from base 1 to 2106 and encodes 701 amino acids. Gene Ontology annotation, cellular component: U2-type post-mRNA release spliceosomal complex. The record is from RefSeq and is a predicted model, not a curated record. Gene Ontology annotation, biological process: spliceosomal complex disassembly. Gene Ontology annotation, molecular function: nucleic acid binding. NCBI's taxonomy places the organism in Eukaryota, Fungi, Ascomycota, Dothideomycetes, Pleosporales, Pleosporaceae. The transcript has a single exon.
AUGGACGCCGACGGUGGCAAGCGGAAGCACAGCUUCAGACAGCAGCCGAACAAGCGCGCAAAGGUCGAGGAUGGCAACGCGCUCAAAACGGGCUUUGGCGCGAAGAUGCUUGCCAAGAUGGGAUACAAGGGCGAAGGUGGUCUGGGAAAGGAAGGAGCCGGUAUCUCAGAGCCCAUCCAGGUCGUUAAUCGUGGCACCAAGGGAGGCAUCGGUUCAGUGGCGGAGAAGAGUGAACAACAGAAGCGCGAGGAGCGGCGCAAGGCUGAGGAGAAUGGCGAAAAGUAUGUCGACACGUCUGAGGAGGAACGCGAGGAGAGGAAGAAAAGAAAAGCAAAGGCUAGAGGCGAGGCACGCACCGCAACUCCCCGGCCCAAGAAGACUUUGUACGAGUUGGAAGCUGCUGGAAUGCAUGUACCGCCCGUACUGCAGUCCAUCAUCGAUGCCACGACAGGCGCAUCUACUCCUGCUUCUGGCGUAUCGCUUCGUGGCCCUGACAUUGUUCCCUUUGAAAAUUCGUUGCAAGCACGCGUGCGGAGAGACCUGAACAGCUUCUCGGAAGCCUUUGAGCAACUACAAAUCGAAUCGCAGUCUAUUCCACCUCAGGAAUAUGCACUACAGAAGGAGCUUGAGGCUUUGGAACGACAAAUGGACGAGCUUGAGGAUCUGCAUUCACGAAUGCAAUCAUUGCGUAUUGGUACAUUUGGGGCUGUCUGCGAAGGGCUCAAGAGUCUGCGCGCUGCAUAUCCGUCGAAGCCACUGCAUCGCGAGUCAAUCGCUGUCAUACAUCCACACUUUUCCAAGGUCACGGCUUCAUGGGACCCGCUCGAGGAUGCGCUUGAAGAUAUGGCAGCAGCCUUUGCGGAACUGGCCAACAUCAUACAGCCUCGAAGCAGAAGAAUCGUGUCCCAGGCCUACACUCAUCCUUCAGAAGCAUUGGUCAAUCAGAAUGCAGUUGAAGAGGAAGAUACAAUCAAGCGUGGAACUACAUCAGCAUACGAAUCUAUGAUGCUGAAAUUGUGGCUUCCUCCUGUCAGCUCAGCAGUGACACAAUGGGAUGUGAAGCAUCCGCGUCCCCUAUUGCGUUUGGUAGAAGUGUGGACACCGGUUCUUCCACCCUUUAUAGGCAAACGAGUGCUUGAGCAGGUUACGCGGAAACUAUCGACUUCUAUUCAUGAAUGGAAUCCUCGGAAGUUCAAGAAGAGCCCACACACUUGGGUGAUUGAGUGGCUUCCGUUCCUCCGGCCUGCAGAUCUGGAUCCCAAGGGAUCUGGGCUUGUUGCUGAAAUUAGGCGCAAGAUUCGUCACGCACUGCACUCGAUUGAUCUCUCCAAGGGACCAUUGCCCGGAAUGGACCAGUGGCGAAGGCUUUUUGGCAAGGGCGAGUUUGAUCAUUUGCUUACCUCGCAUCUACUACCACGCUUGGCAGCCCAUGUACGAGACUACUUUGAAAUAGACCCUAACGAACAGCAAGACGUCGCACCGCUGAAGGCUGUGUUUGCAUGGAAAGGGCUAUUAUCGAACGAAGCCAUUGGCGAGUUAUUGCGGGCGCAUUUCUUUCCCAAGUUUCUCGCAGUCCUUCAUCAAUGGGUGUCAAGCGAAGAGGUGGUGUUUGAGGAAGUCCGGGCUUGGCUUGGGUGGUGGAGGAACGACGUGCGUAAUGAACUGAGUAACGUGCUCUCUGUGGAAUUGGGCUGGGAGAAAGCAUACUCGCUUGUAAACCAAGCAAAGAGACUUGGUGAGGCGAGGUUUACAGAUCUCCCGACGCCUCAAUUCGAGAGUACUGGACCGUCUGUAGAGACGGUACGACCGGCCAAACCAAUCAACAAGGAGCCAGCACCAUCUGCGCCGCCAGCACAAGAACACAGGUUCAAGGACACGGUAGAGCGAUUUUGUGAAGAGGAGAAUCUCCUCUUGAUUCCGCUACGUGAAGCACACGAGCAGACGGCCCUACCGCUCUUCCGCAUCACGGCAAGCGCGACGGGACGUGGAGGUGCGGUGGUCUAUCUCAAGGAUGAUGAUGUGUGGGUGCAGAACAAGAAAGAUAAGAGCGUGUGGGAUCCGAUAGACCUGGGCGAAGUGCUCAUUGCCAAGGCCGAGGGCAAGUGA